Molecule: messenger RNA, 3918 nt
Organism: Cornus florida
Lineage: Eukaryota; Viridiplantae; Streptophyta; Magnoliopsida; Cornales; Cornaceae
Product: protein LONGIFOLIA 2-like
Exons: 6
Coding region: 662-3799 (1045 amino acids)
Biological process (GO): regulation of monopolar cell growth
Source: RefSeq, a predicted model, not a curated record
CCACAUCCACCUCUCUCCCUCUCUCCAAAAUUAAAAUAACACACUCUCUUCAUGUAUUUACACCACAUCCCCUCCAAAUUCUAGCCUCUGGCUAGCUGGCUUUCCUUGAGAGAAACAACAGACAGCAUAGCAUAAACUUGUUCUUUUUAGUUAUGGGAGGAACCCCCCCAAAAAGAAAAACAUUUCUUCUUGUGUCUGCAAAAACUUCCCAAUAGUUCACAUUGAUAGUCAUUUUAAAGCAUACAAGCUCCUCUGUCUCUCUUUAUGCCUACUCUUUCAUCCCCUUUUGUCAGUCACACAAUUCUCUAGAAACCCCAAAAGCAAAAGAAACUCGAAAUCUCUGUUCAACUGCAGCUAAUAAAGAAGUUGUUUGAAGAAGCAUAAUCAUAAUGCACUGUAUUUUUUCACAUGUAAUUAGCUGGAAAGUUGUGGCCCAAAGAAAGCUGAAGCUCUGGUGUAGUUGUUGAUGCAAGUUUUGUCAUUACAUGAAAUGUUAUGUUCUAAAAAUAUCUCAACAUAGUGAAAGCUGAAACUCUCUUUGUAAGUUGCUUGGAAUACUCUUAUUCCUAUAAAUUCUUAAAGAGUCAAGGGAGAGAGAAAUAGAAAGCUCAGAGAGUUUUUAACAUUCUCAGUACCUGGGAUUUGAAGAGACGAGGUGAAGAUGUCUGCAAAGCUUCUGAAUUCUUUGACAGACGAAAACCCAAAUGCGCAGAAGCCAAUUGGGUGCAUGAAUGGACUCUUUCACCAUUUUCUCGCCGGGCGACGCGGGGUCGGUGGUCGAAAUCACAAGACGCUGCCACCAGGUCAAGAUGCCAAAGAUGGAAUGGAGCCCAACAGUACAACAGAAAAAGCCAUGGAGAAAAGCUUGGAUGUUGUGAAAGAGAAACAAAGAGCCCCUGCUGAAUCAUCUAGCACCUCUUUUUCAUCCACCUCUUGCUCAUCAACCUUUUCGUCCGUUGAUUGUAACAGAACAACUCAUCCAGAACCAUCCUCCUCUGGCCAGAGCAUUUCCCCUGAAACCCCAUCUCAAAAUAUAACCAUCAAACCACCAAAUUCUUCUUUGCACGCUGGUCGGCAGUCUUCCGAUCUCCGCGACAUUGUCAAGGACUCCAUCAACAGAGAAGCCCGUGGGUUAUCGGUCAAAACUGCAAGUAAAGAGGAAGGAGUGAGCCAUGUCAUGAAGCAUGUAGAUUCUCCAAGGCCAUCACAGCUGUGCAAAUCCGUAAAGGCUAAAGUUUCCAGUCCGGAUGGAUCGUUUCGAGUUCUUGCUAAGCUUGGGGAAGCACCUCGGAAUCCCAGCAAGGAAAAGGAUGGUUCUCUGUCAUCGACACCAAAGGUUGCACGUCGGUUCUCUUGCGAUGGAAGGGAGUCACGAGAUACACUGAAAUCCAACAUAAGGCUCAAAGAGCUCCCAAGGCUAUCAUUGGACAGUAAAGCAGGUUCAGUAAGGAGCCCUGCUUCUGAAUCAAGAUCAAAUUCUCUUUUAGGAGAUAUACAGCCAGGAAAUUGGACCCCCAAUAAAUCCCUGAACCCACAUCAAGAGCCAGGAAGUAAUGAAAGACAAUCUAGUAUUGUAGUGAAGUUGAUGGGAUUGGAAGCUUUUUCAGAUUCCAAGUCAACUAAUGAGGGUCAGAUAAGGGAAACUAAAUCCAGCCCGGGUGAAAAUUUCGAAACAAAUUCAAGAUCCUCAAAAAUGGCCAAUGAAGGGAAGCAGAGUCAAGUAUCUGGGUCCCCAAGGGUUCUGCAGAGGAACCCUGCCUCACCCCUAUCGAGAAAUGGCAAUUCAGUCUUGAAACCAACCUCAAGGUUUCCACUAGAACCAGCUCCAUGGAGGCAGCCAGAAGGAAACCGAGGCUCUCAGAAGCCAGCUUUCAUGUAUUUUGAAGCUCCUGUAAAGGUCCCCAAUCCAUCAUCUGUGUAUGGUGAAAUUGAAAAAAGGUUUACUGGACUUGAGUUCAAGAAAUCUGGCAAGGAUCUAAGAGCUCUUAAACAGAUACUUGAAGCAAUGCAAAAGACUAGGGAGAGGCGAGAGAGAGAAAAAGAAGAGCCUACUUCAAGUUUUGUGCCUCAAACCAGCAACAACAGCCUUGAUCAGAGUUCUAUAACAACCCAGAGGAGCCAGCAAAGUAACCAUCCAAUUUCUGCCGCCAUCAGGGGGACCAGUCCUCCAAAGAGAUUUGAAUCCUCAAUUGCAAUCAUAAAACCAGCCAGACUUGCUGAAAAACCAAGAAGUAUAGGUUCGUAUGCAAUUCCAAUUGACAGACCAUCAGGUCUCCGCAAACUCCGGAUUGCUGAAACUGCAGACAGCAGAAACAUUUUAAAUGACAAGCAAACAGCUAAAGAUCCACCUCUGAGAAACAAUCAUCUGAGAGACCCUUCUAGUCAACCCAUGUGUUCCAUGAAUAAGACUACCAGCCCCAGAACUUCAAGAUCAAUGCGUACUUCAGAGGCAAUUCAACAUAUGAAUAUGAUGGAAGGAAAUCCCACCAGCUCCGGAAGGAGCUCAGGAACUGAGAGUCCAAGACAGCAGCAGAAGAAGCAAGGGAAGGAGAAGCUAUCUUGUCCUUCUACACCACCAUCUGAUUCCAACAGGGCCAGAAGGCAAUCAAGUAAACCACCAAUAGAAUCAGGCUCUCCAAGUAGAAAGCUCAAAUUUAAAUCUCCUUGUCUGCAGCAAAGUGAUGACCAGUUGAGUGAGAUCACUACUGACAUGAGGAACUUGUGUCACCAAGGUGAUACAGUUUCUGUGCAAUCAGAAAGCAACAUUAUCCUGGCCACACAGAUUGACACAGAAGUCACAAGCACAGACCAUUCCAAUGAAAUAAAUGGGACAUCCGAGCAGAGGGACAAGAAAUAUAAAAAUCUAGCAGCAAAGUUGAGAGAAGACAAAUCAGUGGCUGAACUUGCAACAGCUAACUUGGAACAACCAAGUCCUGUAUCUGUUCUUGAUGCUACAUUCUACAGAGAAGACUCGCCAUCUCCUGUAAAGAAGACAUCAAAUGCUUUUAAAGAUGAUGUGAACCUAUAUCCCUAUGAAGCAGAAUGGAUUGCAGUGGAUCUUGAUCACUUGGUGAACAGCACAAGACCCAAUUUCAGCUCUGAAUUCGGCCAUAAAAAAUUAGAGGAUGUCAAGCACUUGGUUCAUAAGCUUGAACGAUUGAACUCCACUCAUGACGAAGCCACCAUAGAUUAUAUUGCAUCUAUUUGUGAGAACACAAAUCCAGACCAUAAAUACAUUACUGAGAUACUGUUAGCAUCAGGCCUCCUCCUCAAAGAUCUGGGCUCUAGCUUGACAAUCACUCUGUUCCGCCCAUCAAGCCAUUUGAUCAACCCAGACUUGUUCCUUGUCCUGGAACAAACCAGGGGAAGCACUGAGCUUCCAAAUGAUGAACACAGCAAUGAAAAGAAUACCUGGACAAAAUCUAAUGAUAAGAUCCAAAGAAAACUUGUGUUCGACACAGUCAAUGAGCUUCUUGUCCAAAAAUUAACUCCUCCAGCUCCUUCUGAGGUAUGGAUCUCUCCAAAUAAGCUGAAAGGAAGAAUUCCCAGUGGACAAAAGCUUCUGAAAGAAUUGUGUUCAGAAAUAGAUCAGCUCCAAGCAUACAGUGAGGAUGACUAUCUGAUAAGCAUUUUAAGCGGAGAUAUGAUGCAUCAAUCUGAAAAUUGGGAAGAUUACCGUGGUGACGUUCCAGGGUUUGCAUUAGCCAUCGAGCGCCUUAUAUUUAAAGACUUGAUCACUGAGGUUGUCAGUGGCGACAUGGCUGGUAUGAGGCAUUGCAGGCAACUCUUUUCCAAAUAGCAUUCUAGUACUCUCUUUCCCUCCUCCGUAAUUUCUUAUUUUUUAACUUCUAUUUUGGGUGUGAAAGCAAAAUAAAUAAUUGAUGGGAAUAGCAUCACUUUCUUAGCUUGUAAAGAGAA